Molecule: messenger RNA, 772 nt
Organism: Folsomia candida
Lineage: Eukaryota; Metazoa; Arthropoda; Collembola; Entomobryomorpha; Isotomidae
Product: trypsin-1
Exons: 3
Coding region: 1-648 (215 amino acids)
Biological process (GO): plasminogen activation; smooth muscle cell migration
Molecular function (GO): serine-type endopeptidase activity
Source: RefSeq, a predicted model, not a curated record
AUGUUGAAGUUGGCAACCGUUGUGGUGACCCUCUGUCACGGUGAUAUUCUAAAUUCCAUGCAUUCUGUGACAGCUCAUUGCGUCGAAGGUGACGUUCCCUCUAACAUUCAGGUCAUCGCUGGUCGACAUCUGAGAACAACUCCCGGACCGAGGGAGCAGGUCAGACAGGUCACGAAGAUCGACAUGCACGAGAAUUACAAUGAGAACACAUACGCGAAUGACAUUGCUCUCCUCCACCUCUCGACUGACACGCCCUUCGUGUACGACGACAUUGUCGGAGAAAUCGCGCUCCCCACGCAGGAACAACAGACGCCCGGAGACACCAUUGUUUCCGGAUGGGGCCGACUCACAUCUGGUGGCCUUUACCCCACCGUCCUGCAGUACGUCCAAGUUCCCUUCGUGAAUGACACGAUGUGCCAAACUCUGUGUCCAGAGGAGACCAUCAUCCCUUCAAUGCUCUGCGCUGGGCUUAUCGAGGGAGGAAAGGACUCUUGCCAAGGAGAUUCUGGCGGUCCCCAAGCCGCGGUGGAUGGAGGUUAUUUGGCCGGGAUUGUCAGUUGGGGAUAUGGCUGUGCUGCUCCGAACAGACCGGGCGUGUACACUGAGGUCAGCUAUUUCAUCGAUUGGAUAGACGCACACAGAGCUUAAUUGUUCAAAAUCUUAACAACCAUGACUUUCAAUUUAUGAAGCGAGAAUAGAACGAGACAAAUUUACGAAAAAGAGAUAAAUAACUUUCUGUACCCACAAUCUUUAAUUUUAUUUUGUUGUAUUA